AUGGUAGAUCCACCAACCUUCAGUCUCGGGUUGACAGCUUCGGAUGAGGAGAAAGGGAAUGCUUCAUCAUCUGGUGCUGAGGCAAAUGUACAACAUAAAGGAAAGGAAAAAAAAGAUGAGAAGAAAGUAAGUGAUAAAGUGGGGAAAGAUAACGAUGCCGAUCCAAGAUUGAGGCACAAGCUUAGCAUACCUAAGGUGUACGACAUUAUGCAAAUGAUAGAAGGAAAAACAAGGAAAGAUGAGAUAGUUAAGGAACUUACCGAAUGUGGCUUUGGAGGAAUGAGGUAUAUAUGUAAUUGGACAAAGAUUCCUACCUUCUUUGUGGAUUGGAUAGUAAAAAGCUUUGAAAAAGAGCACAUGUGGAUUAGACUGACAAAGACAAAGGUACUCCCUUUGAGAGAUGAUGAUGUACAUCGAGUGUAUGAGCUACCAAUGGCGGGGAAGGAAAUUAACUUGGAUCUUUGUUCUGAUGGAGCUAUAAGGAGACUAAGAAGAGAAUUAGGAUUGGGUGGGGGUAGUUCUCCACGUGUGAAGGUGAGUGAUUUGGAAAGUAAAUUGAAGACGAUCGAGCAUCCAAAAGCAUGGGUUAAAGGGGCAAUCUGUUAUAUCAUUCACAAUAUUUUGUGCCCCACUAAUCAUAGUGGUGUAUCACUACAAUAUGCACAAAUAUUGGAGGAUCCAGCCGGUGUGUCAUCGUACAAUUGGUGUUCAUAUGUUCUUCAAUAUAUGAAAGAAGGUUUGCAAAAUCCGAUUGUUGCAAAUCCAUUAGCCGACUUCCAUUUCCUCAUGAUUAAUUAUAUGGAAAAGAUGGGGAAGAAAAGCCCAUUUCUGACCGGGAGAUACAAACGACCCUCACUUCGUGAUUGGGACGUAAAGACGGCAACCCAAGAUAUUCAAAAGGUCCACGAUGUUAUGGGACUCGAGUAUGGGUUGACAGCCGGUGUAACCACAUUGAACAACACUGAUGAAGUGCCACUCGUGCUAUGCUUUGAUGCAGAUACUUGUCCAUUGUCUGCGGCACCGAUGCAUCUUAAUCACUGUAGGUCCUGUAUAAUGAUCUACAAUAGAGCUGCUGAAAUAUUGUAAAGAAGGUUAGCUGAAGGUAAAG
Trifolium pratense (red clover) is the source of this 1108-nucleotide messenger RNA. RefSeq lists its product as uncharacterized. Lineage: Eukaryota; Viridiplantae; Streptophyta; Magnoliopsida; Fabales; Fabaceae. The coding region runs from base 1 to 1086 and encodes 361 amino acids. The transcript has 3 exons. The record is from RefSeq and is a predicted model, not a curated record.